Asterias rubens (European starfish) is the source of this 1385-nucleotide messenger RNA. Its product is annotated as protein C3orf33-like. Lineage: Eukaryota; Metazoa; Echinodermata; Asteroidea; Forcipulatida; Asteriidae. The record is from RefSeq and is a predicted model, not a curated record. The coding region runs from base 75 to 902 and encodes 275 amino acids. The transcript has 7 exons.
CCGUGAGCAGCGACCGCAACAACAACACAAAAGAAAAUGAGCGUAACAACGUUCAAGUUGACACUACUGACAACAUGACAGUGUCAGCAGAUAUUGAGAGACUUCCCGUCAGCAGGGGGAACGCAUUGCAGAAAUUUACUGACUUCAUGGACGAUAACAUUCAGUUGUUCAGGACCAGUAUCACAGUAACUGCAGCUGUUGGCGUCGUGUUAGUUGCACGUAGUAUUCGAGUGUUUCAAAGAUUCCAAAAAGUGUCGGACAUACCAGAAGAAUUCAUUCAAAAAAAUAUGAAACUUUUUGGUCACUUUGUAAAAGUUCAACAAAAUCCGGUCCACUUAAUUGUUGAACACAAACCAAUCUUGGACUUCAGGCUGCUAUCAAGAUGGCAAAGAAAACGGAAUGAUACGUGCAAAGGUCUUCCAAUACAUCUCGCUGGAGUUCAACUUCAAGAUGGAAGUGCAGAGUUUCUUGAAGAAAAGCUAAAGAAGAAUCCUUCAUUACGUUUCCACAUGCUGUACGUAGACCACUUCAACAGUCUGCAAUGCAUUAUUGAACUCACAAGAUGGAAGUUUCCUUGGAGGAGUGGCUCCCUCAACGAGGAACUCCUCAGGGAGGGUCUUGCUAAAGUUACGCCUCUCAGCGGAGUACAGAACCAGACCGUACGCACCAGACUCGUCCAGAAAUUCCUCGUCGCUGAAAUUCAAGCUCAGAAAAGGUCCCGAGGUUUGUGGAUGGAGGAGCGUUCCAUUGCCAGAAAGGAGGCUUUGAAAGUUGCGUCAAAUCGCGUCAAGGAGAGACUACGGAUGGGAUGGAGUGCUUUAAUAAGGAUGUUUUCGAACCCAGGAAGAUUAGGCAGAUGGAUGCAAGAAGUAGUCCGAGGAGUUGGCAAGAAGAAGCGAUGAUCAACGACACUGCAUGCUGUUUGUCCUUCUAAAGGUCAAUCAAAGGUCAUUCUGCAGUGCGAGCGUCGUCAUUACAUCAUAACAUGAUCUCAUGCCGAUCUUUGGAAUCUAAGUCAAGAAGGGAAUGCUGACUAUAUAGGAGAGCGACCCAAAUCGGAAGAAAAGAAGAACGUCUGAUUCCCACAUGGACAUCCACAUCUGAUUCCCACAUGGAAAUCCAUAUCUGACUCCAACAUGGACAUCCAUAUCUGAUUCCUACAUGGACAGCCACAUCUGAUUCCUACACGGACAGCCACAUCUGAUUCCUACACGGACAGCAACAUCUAGUUCUUUCAUGGACAGUAAAGCUGGUUCUUACAUGGGCAGCAACGUCUGAUUCCGAAAUAGACAGCAACUUAUGAUUCCUACAUGGGUACUUUUUUUUUACCCGGACUGGACACUCUUAGUUAUUACUCAAAAACUAACUUGGUAACUUAAUGAGCA